AUGGCUAUCCCCUAUAUCGAACGAAUCAUACGCAUAAAAACAAGCCAAUCGACAGUGGAUGAACAGCCUAUAGAUGGGGAAUCGCCAAUGCGAGAGUGGCAGGUGGAUUUGUGGGUUUUGACUGCAGAUGGAGAGGAAAUACCUGCUAACAUUUUCGAAAAGUGCAUAUAUCGUCUUCAUCCCACCUUUACAAAUCCUACUAGAAUCAAGACAAAACCACCAUUCACGCUGCGAGAAAAGGGAUGGGGUGAGUUUUCAUACCCUAUACAAUGCUUCUUCCUGCAGGGCGGUGGAGAGGUGGACUUCUUGCACGAACUUUCCUUCCACGAGAAUAUAUACUUUUCCGAUGUGCGUAUUAAAGUGCCUAUUCAUAUACCCGAGCUUAGGCAUGCUCUAGAGCGCAGCGGUACUGUACCGUCCUAUACAGAAGAAUCACAACUAGAAUCGAUGACGCUAGAUCUAGAUAAAUGGAUAAGGACACUUGUGGCGGGUGAUGAAGACAUAGCCACAGAGGUUGUCAAUAAAAUAAUUCAUCAUCCUGCCAUAUCCCGGGAAAUCGACCAGAUUCCGCUUGCUGAACAGUUUGUUCUUGAUCUGAGGCAGCUUCCCAAUAGUUUAUUAGAAGAACUCAUGGAUUUUGUCAAGAAAUUGCAAGCGGAAACGGAGGACAAUACCGAUAAAUCGGUUCUUUAA
This is a messenger RNA of Lachancea nothofagi CBS 11611, 693 nucleotides long. The record is from the annotation of a GenBank genome assembly. NCBI's taxonomy places the organism in Eukaryota, Fungi, Ascomycota, Saccharomycetes, Saccharomycetales, Saccharomycetaceae.